GAGAUUUUGAUUUCUCGUAGGCCCCCGCGUUUAGAAAGACGAGGUAGCCAUAUUGUAGUGGGUAGCUAACUAAGAAUAGCAAGGCAGAUAAGCUCAAAACAGUGAUAGCCAUAGAUACAUUCUUCAAAGAAACGUUCAGUGAGUACGGGGCGAGUUGAAUUUGUAGCUAUCAACCAGAAAGUUCGGGGGAGACACCAUGAGUGGCGGAACCCCUUAUAUCGGGAGCAAAAUCAGCCUAAUUUCGAAGGCCGAAAUUCGUUACGAAGGGAUUCUUUAUACUAUUGAUACUGAGAAUUCAACUGUCGCACUUGCAAAAGUUCGGUCAUUUGGCACUGAGGAUCGGCCCACUGACCGGCCUAUCCCGCCCAGGGAUGAGAUAUUUGAGUACAUCAUCUUCAGGGGAAGUGACAUUAAGGACCUGACGGUGUGCGAGCCACCGAAGCCGACAUGCUCUCUCCCCCAGGACCCUGCCAUUGUCCAGUCCUCCAUGGGCUCGGCCCCUCCCCCCACCCCGCCCGCAGCUCCCUUCCAGUCGGUGGGCUCCUACGGCCUGUUCAACCGAGCCCCAGUGCCUCCGUACAGCCAGUUCAGCACCAGCCCCCUUGUGUCUCCGCAGUUUGGCGCCGUCGGUGUCAGUAAGGGCCACAGCAGCACAAGGCCUGGAUAUGGAAGAUCAGUGCCCUCUUCCUUUGGGAGUGACACAAGCUCAUCUGCACCCCAGUCUCAAAGCGGUGCUAUUGGCGCUGCUCUCCCCAGUGAUUCGCACUCUCUGGGUACCGCUCCCAGCCUUGUAUCAGAAGGUAAAAGAUCCACAGGAGGCCGCACCAGCCCCUCUGUGGACCCCCUGAGGAAGAGCCCCACCCAGGAGCAGUCUGUCCAGGCAGCGCCGUCGGCCCCCUCCGCUCCGGCCCUUGGUUUGGGCCGCCGGAGCCCAGCUCCUGGUCGCACGGCCCCGUCGGCGGCGGCCGCCACUCACGCCCACCAGAAAGCCCAGCAGCCGCAUCAUCAGGAUGGCAACGAACCCAGGAGGACCGGUGAGACUGUCUGUGGGACCCGCAGAAACCAGGCCUGGCCUGCGGCCUGCAAUGGGCCCGGCUCUCACCAACACUACACCGCUGUAGAUAGGGCUCCAACUGCAGGUCUUAUCCACUCUGUCUUUAGCUAUGCAGCUGGCGGCCCCCCACCGCAGCGGCGUGGUCGUGGUGGGGGACACCGUGGGCGGGGACGCUUCAACGUGCGCAGAGACGGUCCCAUGAAGUUUGAGAAGGACUUUGACUUUGAGAGCGCCAACGCCCAGUUCAACAAGGAGGAGAUUGACCGGGAGUUCCAGAGCAAGCUCAAGCUGAAAGAUGAGAAGACUGAGAAGCCAGAGGUGAAUGGGGAGGAUAAAGGAGACUCUGGGGUGGAGACCCAGAACAGCGAGGGCAAUGCUAACGAAGUAGGAGGGGAGGCACUAACACCCAAUGUUUACUACGACAAGUCAAAGUCUUUCUUUGACAACAUCUCCUGUGAUGACAGCAGGAAGGCUGCAGAAAGGUCUGGAGGAGGCUCAGGGUUCCCGAGGGAACGGAGGCAGACCUGGGCCGAGGAGAGGCGGAUGAACGCGGAGACGUUUGGCAUCCCCCUCCGUGGGGGCCGGGGCCGGGGGGGAUACCGUGGGCGCGGUGGCAUGGGCUUCCGUGGAGGCAGGGGCCGCUCGGCCAGCCGGGGGUCGUUUGGCGCCCCUCAUGGAGGGAACGGCUACAGGGGGGGAUACAACAGAUCGAGCCAGGGUGGACGGGAGUUCUCGGAGAACUUUGAGUACAGGAAGGAUAACAAAGUGGCUGCGUAGUACUACAGGAGGACGGCUUCACGGAGCGGGUGCAACGCCUCGUGUUUGAAUAUAGUUUUAGUUUAUACUUUUGACUAAAAAAAAAAAAAACGAAGAUUGUGUACUAGCUGUAUAUUUGUCACCAGCACUGGGGUUAACUGCUUGAAUGCAAACAUUUUUUCCAUAUCUUUUUAUGAUGGAAAUAAUGCAGUCUGUCAAACACAAGUGUCAAGACCUUCAAACUAUGUCCAGAUGGCUGACAUCUUUUGUAUAAAUAUAAUAUUUCAGAGAUGUCAGUAUUAUAAUUCAGCAGAGUUUUUUUUUUUUUUUUUUUUUUCCCUCCUAAAUCUUUAUUGGAUAAAAUAAUGUUUUGGGGGGCUGUAUGCAUGAGCUGUCCUACUGAGAGGAUCACUGACAUUCUUUGGGAUAUUAUCCUGUAAUAUAACUUAAGCACCAAAAGAGCCAGUAGGGUCUCUCAGCUUUCUACCGUGUAUUUUUCUACUACACCUACUGUACCUGGAACUUUGGCUAGCCAUCUAUCCCAGUUCUCCAAAUGCGAGUGCUCGCAGUUUUGGUAGAUAUACCCUACCAAAACUAUUUUGUUUACUUCUAUAUUCUGUUUCGUUUACUUAUUUUUAGGUGUUGAUUUAAUUAGAGCUUUUUCAUUCUUCUGUUAACCUUCAUCGUUUAAAUCAACAUGGAUUAAUCUGUAUUGGCUUAUACUCAUACUCUACAUUGUAGUGAGUGGAGGAUAGUGAUGGUGCUGGAUGUACACUUAGCUAUGCUCUUCUGGUUUUGUGAUAAUUUACUCUGGAUGCUUAUUAGAUAUAUGAAUGGAUGGGUCAGUAAUGGAGCAUAGGUCAGAACUUCUCUCUUUCCAUUUUCCAUAUAAUGCCCUGUGCUCUGGGUCUACUGGUGAAGUGUAAUUAGUGUAUAAUUCUGCUGUUUGCCACAAUUAUAUCUCUAGAGUCAACUAUGUAAACUACUACAACAGCUAGCUAAAGCAGGCUAUCAUUCAAAUAUGCAAAAUGGGCUAGUUACUGGGAUACAAUUUUGUUUGUAACCCUUCUAUGGAGCUUUCUCAAAUAUUCACUUUUACUACUUUUUACCCCAACAGUUGCUUCUGAAUUGGUUAAAACCUGAUCUUAAAUUCCACAUUCUGAUUCCUGUCAAAGAAAAGGGAAUGCCAGAGGGACAUUCACCCACCAACGUUAUGUUGUACUUCAGAUGUCUGACACAGAAACAAUGUCAAAUCUAAGCUCUUGACACAAUGCCACUAACAUGGUCAUAAGCACUGCAUGGAGAUCGAUAGCCUGCUAAAGCUACACAAGUGACUUAGAAUGUUAGGUGAUCGUAGACAAAAUAGGCACUAGUAAUGUUUUAAUUUUGGAGGAUUUGAAAGAGAAGGAAAAUUGGGUACCUGACUGAAUUGUCUAAUGCUGUCAUAUAUCUUGGCAUGAUAAAGUUAAAAGCAAUAGUUAAUUUUGGGAUUAGGUGUCUUGCAGGAAACACAUACAGUUGCACUUACUAUUUGAGAUGUUUUAUGAAGUUGUCUUCUUUUCUUUCGUGAAUCCUGAUGUUGCAUUCCAGUUUUGCCAACUGUGGAUGACUUGAUGUUGUGAGUCCCAAAUGGCACCCAGUUCCUCACAUGGUCCGCUACUUGGCUCUGAUCAAACAUAGUGCAUUUAAUAGGGAAUAAGAUGGUAUUUUGGAUGCACACAAUCUAAUCAUGGUACCUGACCCCAGUGUGAACAAGCCUUGAAAGUAGGAGUUUAGUGUUUCUUUUGAUUCUUGGGAUAUUGUUCCUUAAUGUAUAUUUUAUGGAUGUAUGCAUAUGGCUUUGGCUCCAGAAAAAUUCCCUAAUGUUGUGUAUGGACUAAAGGAUGAUCGUGCAAAGCAAGCCUGUUUAAACAUGAGUGGACCGUCCUGUUAGAUCAGGCAAGUCCAAAGCUACUGUCACUGUACCUCAAGUGUCCUCCAAAAUGGUAGAGGAUGACUUUCUCUUGUUGUGCCUUAAUGCCAGUGAAUACAUGAAUUACUACUAACAUGUGAACUAACAUUGGAUUGAAUAAAUAAUGGCAGAAAUAAAUAAAUGUCAUGUAAAUAAAAAAAAAUAGAAUUUGUGAUCAUUGGUUUAUGCUAAUGUGCUUUUGCACAGCGCUAGUGGUGGAGUAGGUACUCCCAUGAUUUGAAAAUGUAACAGAUUUAUUUAACUGUAAAUGUCAAUUGUAUUACAUGAUGGUAGUUAUUCCCUGGCAUUGAGGGCACUAUUUUGGGAUUAUUUAAUUUAAAAUAAUACCGGACAUCUACAUAAAAGCCCCCUGUCUUAUACAAUCCUUUAAGUAUCCCCCAUAUUAUUUUUGCAAUCUUACCAGUCAUUCCUGGAAAGCAUUUGUGUAGAUUGUCAAAAAACAAAUUUGGCACCUCUCAUAGAAACAUCCUAAUUUUGUUUUGUAAGAAAAUUAUUGAUAGGGAUUCUGAAAGUCCAAUGCAUCCUAGUGUAGGAAGAAAGUCAGUACAAUAUACUGGGAGUUGAGAUGGGGUGAAUUCAUAUUGUUGUUCUGUACCUUCAUUUCACUCUGGAUUGUAAAACAAAUGCACAGAACUGGGCAUGAUUAUAACAAGCCACUUUAUUGCAACACAAAGCAGCUAAGAUAAUGUGGAAUAAUAAAUAAAUGUUUGCUGUGGGUAAUUUGAGCGUCAAACAUUUUAA
Molecule: messenger RNA, 4523 nt
Organism: Esox lucius (northern pike)
Lineage: Eukaryota; Metazoa; Chordata; Actinopteri; Esociformes; Esocidae
Gene: lsm14aa
Product: LSM14A mRNA processing body assembly factor a
Exons: 10
Coding region: 197-1831 (544 amino acids)
Biological process (GO): P-body assembly; cytoplasmic stress granule assembly
Cellular component (GO): P-body
Molecular function (GO): mRNA binding
Source: RefSeq, a predicted model, not a curated record